AUGAAAUUUCCUUGUGACUAAUAAGCAAUAAUAUUGCAGCUACCUAUCAACUUUGUUAAAGACUCUGCCGAAUUCCUGUUCCCAUUAUUCAACUACCAUUCUUUGUGCUCCCCUAUUAUUAAUAUCUUAACAUGAAGCAUCUCCGUUGCCCUCACAAACAAAGCAGCUCCCCAUUGGCUUUGCUGGCUUCAUUUCAUUUUCCAGGAAUUUGUGCCUCAUGGCUGACUCUCAAAACUCUUCUUCCAAUGGGGUUAGGAAUGAAACCCCUUCCAAUGAUACUUUCGCCGACUCUAGAUCAGAGGAAACAAGUGAAGCAUCCAAGCUAGAGUUCUCCGAAGACGAAGAAAUGCUUAUCAUAAGGAUGUUCAAUCUGGUUGGAGAAAGGUGGUCUCUGAUUGCCGGAAGGAUCCCAGGAAGAACAGCUGAGGAAAUUGAGAAGUACUGGACUUCUAGAUAUUCAACAAGCGAAAUGAAAUAACAGAUCAAAUAGGUUGGCGCUUUUCUCCAACCAAAGCAUAUUAAUUAAUUGGGUUUAACAUAUUUGAGGAGAGAACUCCCGGCCAAUUAAUUAAGGGGGGGAUCAUUCCGUCCCAUUUGUGCAAAAUCUGGGCAAUUGCCGUCGAACAAUCAACAUAUAUACCACCCCGUGGCCGGCCACGGUGAUUGAUGCUUUGGAUUUCAGCCUUAGCCUUGUAUUGUGAUUAUUUCCCCAUCGUGUGUACAAGACAUCCAUGUGCUCUUCUUGUUUAUGUACAAAAAAUAAGGUGCUAUAUUAUAUAUGAAAAUGGGUUCAAACCUGGAUAUUCACGUGU
Messenger RNA from Juglans regia (Persian walnut), 812 nucleotides. RefSeq names its product MYB-like transcription factor ETC3. Gene Ontology annotation, cellular component: nucleus. Gene Ontology annotation, molecular function: transcription cis-regulatory region binding. Bases 218 to 478 code for a protein of 86 amino acids. The record is from RefSeq and is a predicted model, not a curated record. Gene Ontology annotation, biological process: cell differentiation. Lineage: Eukaryota; Viridiplantae; Streptophyta; Magnoliopsida; Fagales; Juglandaceae. The transcript has 3 exons.